AUGAAGCUGGAAGGUGCUUCUACACAGAAGACUGCUGUCCUUGCGCCAUCUGCAGCAAAGCAGCUGAGGAAGGGAAGACGCUCCUGUCGUGCACACGAAGCAAGGGUCUGGUUCAUUGAAGCAAACCGCCGACUGCAGCACUCACAAACCCGUUUAUGCCGUCUCCAAAGGCCAGUAACACCUCCUAUAAUUCUAUCUCGGCACCUCCGACACCACCAACCCCCAAGUAUCCCGCACCCUCCCCUGCCCCGCCGACGAAUCCUUGUACCAAGCGCCGCAAACCACACUUCAGUGCUCCACAACGCACACCCAAUUUCAAAAUCAAAGAGCCCCAUCGCCUCAGCCGCCAGAGCGGCCGAGAAAUCCAACAUGACUGAAGAAACCUUCCUCCAAAGACUAUUCAGAAGUCUCCGCAGUACAGACACUGCCGGGACCGCCCUUCCGACGCUGCUUCGAAUUGUAGAAGAUGAUCCUCGCCGACCUGAGGAAUCCCUGCGCGGGGAGGGCGCCGAUAACAUGCACAACGACAAGCGGCAGCACGCCGCGGACGCCGGAGAAGAAGUGUUCGAAGUUGAAGCAGGUUGA
This is a messenger RNA of Letharia lupina, 585 nucleotides long. RefSeq lists its product as uncharacterized. The record is from RefSeq and is a predicted model, not a curated record. Lineage: Eukaryota; Fungi; Ascomycota; Lecanoromycetes; Lecanorales; Parmeliaceae. The coding region runs from base 1 to 585 and encodes 194 amino acids. The transcript is spliced from 3 exons.